Messenger RNA from Triticum urartu, 1244 nucleotides. NCBI's taxonomy places the organism in Eukaryota, Viridiplantae, Streptophyta, Magnoliopsida, Poales, Poaceae. The record is from RefSeq and is a predicted model, not a curated record.
AUGGAGCUGCAUUCGCCGCCGAGGUGGGGCGACACAGUAGGUAUCCGGUGGGGAGGCAGGCUGGAGAUAUGGGAGGCACCGACGAGCUCGGGCCACCCGUCGCUGGCACAGGGGUGUGCCGGCCCGGAUGCGUCCGCUCCCCCUCCUCCCCCGUUCCCCGACCGUGUGUGGGCUGACACGGCUCCGACGUUGUUCGAGGCGGGACACACAUCUCACAUGAGCACACUGAGAAGCGAGUCGCUGAAAGGAGACCGCGCCGUGCCCACCAGCCACUUUGGCAACCUGAUUUUAGAGAAGCCGUCCUCACGACACGGCUUGGAUGCUUCUGCCGCUGGGCAGAGGGCAGGCGAACGAGGUCAACGCGUCCCCUCCCCCACGAAGUAUACGGCCGCGGACGCGCUGGCGUUCGUGGCGGUGAGCCUCGGGAAGGGCGGGUGGGCCAGAGGUGGAGGUGGAUGGCGCGGGAGGUGGGCCGCGCUGUUCCGGCGCAGGGAGAGGUCGUCGGACAAGUCGUCGUUGUCGGCGUCCUCGUCCUCAUCGUCGCUCCGCCGGGUGUUCGGCGAUGCGACGCUGAGGGACACGAUGGCGCCGCUGCUGGUGCCGUGCUACGACCUGACCACGGGCGUGCCGUUCCUCUCCUCCCGCGCCGACGCCGUCGAGAGCAACAGCUUCGACUUCCGCCUCCGAGACGUCUGCGCGGCCACCUGCGUCGGUGGCUCGGCUGCGGCCGCGGUCCACUCCGUGAACGACCUUACGGCCAUCGCCGCUGCGGCCGGUGGCGUGGCAGCCAUGGGCAACCCCGCCGCGGCGGCCAUCACGCACGUGCUGCACAACAAGCAGGAGUUCCCCCUCGCCGCCGGCGUCGACGACCUGCUCGUCGUCUCCAUCCGCUCCGGGUCCUCCUCCGGCGGCACGGCCUCCGGCUCCGCCACCCCGUCCGCCGGCUGGCGCACACCGAUCCCCCCGCGCUCGCCGUCCCCCGCCAAAAUGGUCCGCCUCACCGCCGAGGGCGUCGCCGACAUGGUCAACCAGGCCGUCGCCAUGGCGUUCGGCCACACCUGCGGCCGCAACUACGUGUGCAUCCAGGUCAGCAUAGCCACAGAGCUUCACCUCGCAUGGUCCAGGGGGUUGAUUGCUUUUUUUUAAAUCUAUUAGGGGUAUGUGUGUGAUUAUUUUGCCAAGUCAGCUCCUUACAGUCCGGCCCCAUAUGUCAGAAAGUGAUUAAAUGAGCUAAAUCACCUGUU